Suhomyces tanzawaensis NRRL Y-17324 is the source of this 2097-nucleotide messenger RNA. RefSeq lists its product as uncharacterized. Gene Ontology annotation, molecular function: transcription cis-regulatory region binding; DNA-binding transcription factor activity. The coding region runs from base 1 to 2097 and encodes 698 amino acids. The transcript has 2 exons. Lineage: Eukaryota; Fungi; Ascomycota; Pichiomycetes; Serinales; Debaryomycetaceae. Gene Ontology annotation, biological process: positive regulation of transcription by RNA polymerase II. Gene Ontology annotation, cellular component: nucleus. The record is from RefSeq and is a predicted model, not a curated record.
AUGGCCCCAGCGGUGAGUCCGCACAGAGCAGCGCACAGUCUACCCCAGGCUUAUCAGCUAGGCGUGGCAGCGAGCCCGCAAGCCGUCGCCUCACACGGCCAGCAGGUGCCAGGCCAGGCGGUGGUGGGAAUUUCAAGCCAUCCAGGGAAUCUUUCGGCCCAUAAUGGCAUUUCGCAUCCGGGCAUUUCACACCCAGGCAUUUCACACCCAGGAAUUCCACCCCAGCCUGCUUUUGCCCACUACCCCUACUCCAGGUCCCCAGAAGCAUACCCUCCUCCCUACGACUCGCACUCCUCCAACUACUCCCACUACCGUGCGCUUCCCAAGCCCAAAGACCCUCUCCACGACUACCCCCAGCGAACUCCCUCCUCGGUAGGAGCUCCAUCGCCAGCAUCCUCUACUGGCCCUAGCCACGGCCAUGGCCACUCGCUUCCCACAAAAUUUACACCCUCUUCCAUAGUCAGCCUUCUCAACGACGUGCCUACCCCCAAUCCCAUCGAUGCCUACAACACCAAUCGCUCCCCCAGCUCGGUCCAGGACCCGUCCAUGCUCCAGUUCUUCGACGAGGGCGACUUGAACUUGCUAGCCACCGACUUGAACAACAUCGUCAACAAUAUCAUGUUCGAGAGCAACUUCUCGGGCAAGUACGCCCAGUUUGAUGGAGAAACACCCGAAAACUCGUUCAAAUCGUCCAUGAUCACCCCUCCCCAGACCUCAAUCUUUCCAGAAACAUACCCAGGAAGAAAUAUUCCUACAGACAAAAUCAAGCUCAAGAAACCGCUCGAAAGACGAUACCUCCACGAGUUCUGCGAGGACUUCGUCAAUCUCGUGCUCCCCUUUCCCUCCUACGACAAGUCGCUCAAAUGCUACUUCAAUCCAGCCAGGGACAUCAUCUUGCUGUGUGCUGCACAGGAAUCGUUUCUUCUCGCUGCGGUUUUGGCCCACGGAGCAAAAACGUUGUUUCUCAAAGAAAACAAGCCUGAGGACGAAGAGGCCUACUGCACCUACUUGAGCAAGUGCCUCAAGUUAUUGGGACCAGCGUUGGUGGUGGGAGGACGUUCCAAGAACCAGCAAAAUGGCCUCAGCUCAGACCUCACAUCCAACAUCGAAUCGGUGCUAGUGACUGUGCUUCUUCUAACAUCCGCCAACGCAGCCAACCCCAAGCAAAACUGGAGACCCCAUCUUCGUGGUGCGAAGGACAUUUUACUCAAGGUGUCCACCUUCAAGAUCAAGAGCUCCAAAGUACUCAUUUUCUGUAAAUUCUGGUUUGGUACCCUUGAAAUAUUGGCAGGAGUCAGCUCCACCUUGGGAGGGACCCUCAAGUCGGAAGCAGAGCUUGACUCGCUUGUGACAACGGGCGACGACCACGAAAUAAAAGUGUUGGAAGAAAUAGGGCUUAUUGUCCAUGGCGGAUUCAACAUCAUUAGCGGAUAUCACAAUGAUGCACUGGACCAUAUCCGAGACUUGAUCAAAAUCUUGGCCAAAAUUAGGAAGAACAAGAACUACCAGCCUGAAAACGAGUUUGAAUACUUCCGAUUACUCUCGGAAUUCUAUCGGUUGAGCCAGUUAGAGUUCAUUGACAAAAAGUGUAUUUUGAACCCUGCUGACUUCGUGGACGGUGUGCCCAAUGCUGAUUUGAUCGAUGUCUUGAGCCACAAGUCAAAAGACGGUCCUCCACCUGUGAUAAUUAGUUGGAUGGACACUUGCCAUCAGGCAUACGUGUUGGCCAGUAUGAUUACGAUCUUGGUCAAGUGCUUCAAGGAAAAGCACGACUCGCCACAGGUCCAAAUGAUUUCCAACAAGCUCAUAUCGAGAAUGGCGUUUCUAAAAGACUAUCAAGAAGCCGAUAUCCCCAACCAAUCGAUCAAGUGCUCGAUGAUGAUGAUGCAGUGGCCAAUGUUGGUCGCUGCUAUGAACUGCACCAACAAGAACGACCAGGAUUUGUUGCGAAAAUUCUUCAGAGUCUCGGGACAUGUUGGUAGUGCUAGCUCGAAGUUCGCCUUGGCAAGAGCUGAAAAGGUAUGGAGCUUGCGAGAGAAAGGGGAGCAUGUUGACUCGGACAUCGAGGACGAUUACAACGAUGUGCUCUCGUAUUGA